AUGGCCUCCUCUCCUACCACACCCGCCGACGAAGGCUCCUUCAAGACCCCUCAAACUGUCCGAGUGAGGAGUGUGAGCAGCGGAGGGACCCCCAUCACCAUCCCAGCCUCACCGUUCAUGAAGAAGCUGGGCUGUGGCACAGGAGUCAAUGUUUACCUCAUGAACAGAGUGGGGAAGCUGAAUGCGUCUCCCUGGGCUGUGAAGAAGAUCAACAGUAGAUGUGCAACCAAGCAAGUGUCUGUUUACCAGAAACGCUUGAACGACGAGGCCAAGAUCCUGAAGGCGAUCAAUCACCCAAACAUUGUUGGUUUCCGUGCCUUCACCACCGCAAAGGACGGCUCCAAGUGUUUGGCCAUGGAGUACGGAGGAGAGCAGUCCCUCAACGACAUGAUAGAGAAAAGGAGGGAGGACGGCUUGAAGGCGUUUCCUGCUGCCAACAUAGAGAAAGUGGCGCUGCAUGUGGCUCGAGGUCUGCAGUAUCUCCACAAUGAGAAGCUGCUGCUGCACGGUGACAUGAAGUCAUGUAACGUGGUGAUCAAAGGCGACUUUGAGACCGUCAAGAUCUGUGAUGUUGGUGUGUCACUGCAGCUGGAUGAGAACAUGAGAGUGUCAGACCCAAAUGUGGAGUACAUCGGCACAGAGCCAUGGAAACCGAAGGAGGCUCUGCAGGAGGAAGGAGAAAUCACAGACAAGGCCGAUAUCUUUGCCUAUGGACUGACUCUGUGGGAGAUGAUGACGCUGGCCAUGCCUCAUCUGGAAAUGCUGGAGGAGGAUGAAGACGAAGACGAUUCGAUGGAGGGGAGUUUUGAUGAUGACGCUUACUAUGAGCGGCUGGGGACGAGGCCGCCACUAGACACAGAGGCUCUGGGCAACGAGUACCUGAAGAUGGUGGAGCUCUUUUACCUCUGCACAGAGGAAGACCCUAACAAGAGACCCUCCGCGGCCCAGAUCGUCCAGGCACUGGAGAGCAACGCCGUGCUGGAGAAGACGCCCUGCGAGGUUAUAGUCCUUGACUGAUUUUUCGAAAACUCACCAUUAAACUGUACUUCAAUGGGGGUUUUGUUUACAGCCCUUAUUGAUAUAAGUUUAAAGAAAACAACCUUGACAGACGCUCCCUGUAAUCACUUUAUUGUACUUGUACCUCACAGCUUCUUUUCUGGUGUCUCUAUUGUAAAUGUUUUACUGUCAUUAUGCAUUUCUAUCACUAAAUCAAAGUCUUUAAAAUUCA
Betta splendens (Siamese fighting fish) is the source of this 1228-nucleotide messenger RNA. RefSeq names its product PDZ binding kinase (gene pbk). Gene Ontology annotation, biological process: protein phosphorylation. The coding region runs from base 1 to 1017 and encodes 338 amino acids. NCBI's taxonomy places the organism in Eukaryota, Metazoa, Chordata, Actinopteri, Anabantiformes, Osphronemidae. The transcript is spliced from 6 exons. Gene Ontology annotation, molecular function: ATP binding; protein serine/threonine kinase activity. The record is from RefSeq and is a predicted model, not a curated record.